Messenger RNA from Podarcis lilfordi (Lilford's wall lizard), 9193 nucleotides. The record is from the annotation of a GenBank genome assembly. Lineage: Eukaryota; Metazoa; Chordata; Lepidosauria; Squamata; Lacertidae.
AUGUUGCUCCAGCUGCUCUCUGUCCUCUGGGAGGCCUUGUCCCUGCAGGUUGUUCUGGUGUUUCUGGCAACAUUUCUACUUAUUGCUGAUUAUAAGAAACAGAUUCGCCCAAGGAAUUACCCCCCAGGGCCCAGGCCUCUUCCCUUUCUGGGUAGCACACUACAUCUGGAUUUCAAGAAGCCUCAGAUUUCAGCACAAAAGGUAAGGAUGGAGGAAAGAGCUUUAGGGUGGUGUGGGAUGUUUCUCCCUAUAAGAUGCCCAGCCAAGUGGACGCAAAAUUGAGAAAAUCUAUUGGAGGGUGCCAGAUUUUGGCCUCACUCACCACCUAACAGCUAUUUGUAACAAACCUGUGUCCACAACUGCCAUUUGCUUUCUAUGGCUGGCAGAAUAUUGUGGGUGUGCAUGUAGGUACUUACAUUGUACAUAGGUACAUAGGUACAUGAACCUGGACAAAACUGCAGUAAACUGUAAGGGAGAUUCAGAGGUCUAAACUGGAAAAAAACCUACGUUGUGUGGAGUCCCCAAUCUACACAUGCAUUUGCACUUUAUAGUUUUGACAAUUCAGGCAGUGGCUGUUUUUUAUAUACAAUUAUAUAGUUAUGUUGAUACAUCUUCUCCUGAUAGUAUUUUGUCAUGGACUUUGGCUAGUACAAUAAAGCUUAUUCACCUUACUGUCUCCAUUCAGCUUGCAGAAAAAUAUGGCAAUGUAUUCGGCCUUCAGACUGGAAACAUAAGGAUUGUGGUUGUGAAUGGAUUGCACCUGGUGAAAGAGGCUCUUGUCCAUCAGGGAGAAUAUUUUGUAGAUCGACCAAAAUCCCCUGUUCUUGAUAAGAUAUUUGGGUCACUUGGUAAGUUUCCUUUACGAUGGUCAAUGAUUUAGAUGAUUAAAAUUGCUUUUUUAAUUAUAUGCACUGAUUGUACAACCUUUUAGAUUAUUAGAUGUUUUCUUAAUUUAGGGUUACCAGACAUCCCCGUUUCCCAGGGACAGUCCCCGGAUUUGCGAAUAAGUCCCUUAACAAAUUCCAUCUCCCGGAAUGUCCCCAGAUUUCAUCUAAUGUCCCCGGGAAACGCAGCCUAUCGGAGCAGCCUCCCAACAUCUGUGAAGAUAGGCUUCACGCUGCCUAUCAGAGCUUGUGUGCAAGCAGGAGGGGGCAGGGAUCUCUCAGUUAGGCAACGGGAAGGGGAGGGGAUCCCUGCCCCCUCCUGCUUGCACGCAAGUAGGUAUGGGAUUGGGGCUGCUCCGAUGGGAAUGGAGGCAUUGCACUGCCUGAGCCUCACCGCCGCUCUCAGCCCUCCUUCUCCACCUUCUAUGCCUGACCCACCGUGCACCACUUCCCCACCCACCCACCCACCCCCACCACCAAAGAACCAACAACUCAGGGGCUGCCCAGGCUCAUGGAGAAAGGUGAUAGAAGCAUCGGAGGAAGGGGAAACGUGGCGGUUGAGGUCAAGGUGGCGGCCUCCCCUCUCCCACUGCCAUCACUGCAGCAUCACUGUCCUGAGCGUGUAGUAUGUAUGUAUGUAUGUAUGUAUGUAUUUAAAGUGUCCCCAGAUUCAUUGGAAAAAAUGUGGUAACCUUAUCUUAAUUCACUUUUGCAUUUCUUGCAUCUUUAAACAAAAGUAAACUAAUAAGAUUUGUCAUAGAUGUAGACCUGCAAAACUAGAUUAACAGCUCACAGUUCAGUGUUGGGUGGCAGUCAGAGUCCGUGGCCGUGUAGUGCAUCAAACAGCUUGUCAUUAUUGGUCUGCAAUUGUUAGAGGUGGAGGAAUAUGGGAGUUUUUCUUUCAUUCAGUUCCUCAUUUAUCUGUUAUUCAGUUUGCCACACUUCUACAUCCAAUAAUGCUUCAGUUAAUGUAUUGUUUCAGGCAGUGAGAAUGAAUUAAAAUUGCAUUAAAUUGCACCUGAGCUGACUUUCUGCCCCAUCCCUAGUAGUGAUGGAAUAAUAUGCUGUCGUUAAGCACUGUAUGGAAGCAGCAGGUAGUAUCUUUUUCACAGCCAUUUUUGAGUCCACAGCUGCCUUGACCAACUACAUUCUUUCCAUGGUACCCCUGUGAGGUUCAGGAGCCCAGUUAUGUCACCCCUUGCCUGCAGAGUUGGCAGCCUCUCACCCUUUUUUGAGCACUCUCCCUUGUGGAGUGUUCCCUCAGCCUCCUCUCCUCUCCCCUCUCCUUGGGAGUCCUCUAGGCAGCCACUGCUGCCCUCCUUCUUCUCUGAGCUUCCCCACCUCCGUGCCAAAGAGCGGUGCCUCCUCACACUGCCCCACAGGCGCCUGGAACUUGUCUGUCCCAACAGCAAGGACUGGCUGGCUGGGAUCCCUAACCCACUUGCUUCCUUGUUGUCAGCUCCUGACAACAAGCACACCCAGAACAUUCGCUUGCGGAGCUCGUAACCAGGGCUGCUGCAACAAACAGCCACACAAGCCUUUGGGAGGCAGAGAUGCUUGAGGGCAUCAGAGGAGGGAGGGAAGGAAAGAGGGACAGAGACUAGUGUUGCCCGCAACACUCUUAACCAUAAUUCAAGGCACCCUAGGGUACCAUGGCACUCUGGUUGCAAACCACUGAGCUAAGACUUCCCUGUGAUUGUGUCCAUUUAGGAAAGGGAGGGCAUUGGGAAGUGAAACAGGUCCAGUUCAGAGGUCACAGUCCACAGAUGCCCAACAUAUAGACCUCCAGGUAUAGGGCAGUAUAUAAAUUCAAACAACAGCAACAUAUAGCAAAAAUGUUAUGCAAAUGAAACAGCAAAGAGAAAUAUGUUAAUAGUGAGCAGAACCCAAGUGGGGAUGCAGCAUGCUGGAACUCAUGUCAAGUGGGCCUGUGGCCAAGGUCCAGGUCACAUUUUCAAAUGCCUUGUAGUCUUUCCAACAUAUUAAGUAGGCAAGCAGAAUAGAGGGAAAGAGACAGGAAUCCAUCUUGGAAUUGAAAGGACUGCUAAAUCUUACUUACUUGCUGUAUGUACUUAUUACUCCUUCCCAUCUAGGACUGGUCUUCUCUAAUGGUCUCAUCUGGAAACACCAAAGACGGUUUGCCUUAUCAACACUCAGAAACUUUGGUUUGGGCAAAAGGUCUUUAGAAGAAAGAAUACAGGAAGAAAGCCGUUACUUAAAGGAAGCAAUAGAAGCUGAGAAAGGUGAGAACCAGAAUCAAUAAACCUGGGGCAUAUUUACGCUGCUAUUUUCUAUGAACGAAAUCAAAAAUACAUUAGCCAGGGUGCGAAGCUCUUUAGCAUUAUUUCUUCAUGUAAACGUAGCUCUGCUUGGACUGGAAUAACCCUGUGAUGGAGAAGGGGGUGUUGAUAGGAAGCUCCACAGAGGCUCAUUAUGGUGCAGCAAAGUUCUAGUGUGAAGCUUUGUGUUGGAACCUGCCAUGGGAGCUAAAAGCCCCUGAACUAGAACAGACUUAAGAACAAAGAUGGAGUGUUUGGGCUGAGAAGGUGUGCAGAUUUUGAUGAUUUUGACAACCAACAUCACAAAUAGAAUAGGGUUUGAAGUGCAAUCAUUUUGGUAUAUUUUGGCAUAUACUGUCUUUGAGACGGUCCUUACCCUUUUUGACAGCCAUUGUUACAGAAUAAUCCUUGUCUAUGGAGAAUAUAAAUACUCACUUGAAAAUAUAAAUAGAUCUCAGAGUCCUGGGUGUCCCAGGUUAAAUUACAGAAUAUGAUGUUAAUACUGAUGCUUUCUUUGGCUAAAACAAAUUCUACCCCUUCCACACGCAACCACUUUCCCCACUUUCUGUUUUUGUUAUACGGAAGCUAGAAGCACCCCAAUUCCUUCUGCACCAUUUUCUCUCUCUCCCCAGGGCAGCCAUUUGACCCUCACUUUCAGAUUAAUAAUGCUGUUUCAAAUAUCAUCUGUUCCAUCACUUUUGGGGACCGCUUUGAUUACCAUGACAGUCGUUUCCAGAAGCUACUGCACUUGCUCGAUGAGGCAUUGCUUCUUCAGGGAAGUCUUUGGAGUAUAGUAGGUCUUCUCUGAGUUCUUUUGCAUAUAACCACCACACAAUUGCUUGGGCUCCAGUCACAUUCCCACAUUAUUGUUGACUGUGAAAUCAUUUGCUUUGGUCCUCCUUUUUCUUCAUGUUCAGAUUUCUGUUUUUCCUGUAUUCAAGCAUCUUGUUCCAUCCAUUUUCCUUUGCCCCCUAGUGUUGUUUAUAAAAGCACUGAAGAUGAAAAGGUUGGGAUGUGUUCAGUAACGUAAAGUGGGAGGCCAAAUCAUGUGUUACAGCACAGAUCAUAUUUUUAUUGGGGGGAAUAACAUGUGUGACUGAAUAAAAUCUCUAUGUAUGUGAACAGAGUGAGGCCAUCACAAAUGGUAUACAUAGAGUGAGCUGCCAUUGUUCUGCCCCAGCUUCUGACAACCUAGGAGUUCAAAAGCAUACCAGCGCAAGUAUAUAAAUAGGUACUGCUGUAGUAGGAAGGUAAACGGCAUUUCCGUACACUCAGGCGUCCAUCACGGUGACACUGGAAGUGGUUUAAUCAUGUUGGCCACAUGACCCGGAAAGCUGUCUGUGGACAAAUGCCGGCUCGUUGGCCUGAAAAGACAGAUGAGCGCCGCCACCUCAUAGUCUCCUUUGACUGGACUUAACUGUCCAGGGGUGCUUUACUUUACCUACAUGGACUAAUUCUACACACACACCAUUUACAAUCUGUGAAUUGACACCCCAUGCAGAUGCAUAACAUUAAAGGGAAACUCAUAGGAAGUCGAUCAGUGAAUUAGAAGGUGUGCUUGCAGAAAUCAGACCAUGAUGCCAUUUAAUCUGCAAUCCUAAGCAGUGGUGAGUACCAUAUUUGCUCUGGUUCCAAGAGAGUCUGCCAUCUUUGAGCCUGUGCACACCAGCCUUUAUUACUGCUAGCCUCUUUCCCAUGACAAGAGCAUGAUGUGAAUGUUUUUGGAGAGGGCAUUCCCUGCAGAUACAUGAUAUUAGUGUUUGUUUCCUCAGCUGUAUGAUAUCAUUCCCUCUGUCAUGAAAUACCUGCCGGGGCCACAUCACACACUUUUUAAAAAAUGGGGGCAGCUGAAAUACUUUGUGAGAGAAAUCAUUGAAAAACACAAAGAAGACUGGAACCCAUCUGAACCCAGAGACUUCAUUGAUGCCUACCUAAAUGAAAUGGCCAAGGUGAGAGAUGAAAAGGAUAGAAGGUAGAUAUAAUUUUGAUAAUAAAAAUGAUAGUAGCAGAAGGCAGAGAAACAAUUUUAAAAACCAGAAAUAACCAUGUGGCCCAUAAUGGCUGACCACAUUUCAAUGUUUCCAUUGAGUUUAUUAUUCUAGAAAAAAUAAAUUUCUGCAUAUGCAUGAAUAUGAACCCAUGUAUUUUGUGGGGAGACAAUUCUCCAUUCUUUCACUGCUGGGAUUUUACCACUUGUCAGUGGUGAGUGAGAGCAAACAGUUGACAUGACCAAACGAAUCAUUGUAGUAAAGGCCAUCCAUUGCCUCAGUUGUCUGAAUAAACCUCCUCUAGGGCUUUGGCGUCCUUGACCAGAACAAUCCCAAACUUCAUGCCAGCUUCAGUGAUUCAAAGGACUGUUGUCUUGACCUUCCUAGAUGCAGGAUUAGAGUUGCUGAAUCCCCUAGUGAUCUCUUGACUUGUGGCUGACAACAUUUCAAUAUUUCCAUUGAGUUUAUGACUUCAGACAAAAUAUAUUUCUGCAUGCACAGGUCAAUAUAUUUUGUGGGGAGACACCUCCCCACUUGUUCACUGCUGGGAUUUCACCACUUGUCUGUGGUUUGUGAGAGCAAGCAGUUGACAUGACUAAAAGAAUCACUGCCUCAGUUGUCUGAAUAAACCUUCUCUAAGGCUUUGGCAUCCUUGACCACAACAAACCCAUACUUUAUGCCAGCAUCAGUGAUUCACAGGACUGUUGCCUUGAGCUUCCUAAAUCCUGGACACUUUUCAGGAGUAGAGCCCUUGCCUCCCCUAGUGAUCUCUUGACAUGUGGGUCUGACAGUAGGAUGGUGUUUUUAAUGGCUGCUUAACUCCUUGGUGCAUUUCUGUUUUAAGGAGGAUUCUGCUUCCAGUUUCCAUGAAGAAAACCUUCUACAUUCAGCACUGGAUUUAUUUCUUGCUGGAACGGAAACAACUUCUACAACCCUGCGUUGGGGUUUGCUGUAUAUGGCCAUUUAUCCAGAUAUUCAAGGUAGAACUGUAGUUGGCUCAUUUGUCUUUCAGUACUUUGUUUUGUAUAUAACAAAGGCCUACUGAAAGCAAACAUCAAUAUAUAAUCUUAUCAUUAGAUGCUGAAAAGGUCUUUGACAAAAUACAGUGGUGCCCCGCAAGACGAAUGCCUCGCAAGACGAAAAACCCGCUAGACGAAAGGGUUUUCCGUUUUUCAAUGCGCUUCGCAAGACGAAUUUCCCUAUGGGCUUGCUUCGCAAGACGAAAACGUCUUGCGAGUCUUGUGGUUUUUUUGCUCCCCCCCCCUUUUUCUAAGCCGCUUAGCUGCUAAUAGCCUUUUAGCCGCUAAGCCGCUAAGCCUUUAAUAGCUGCUAAACCGCUAAACCGCUAAUAGCGCUAAUCCGCUAAGCCGCUAAUAGGGUUGCUUCGCAAGACGAAAAAACCGCUAGAUGAAGAGACUUGCGGAAUGGAUUAUUUUUGUCUUGCGAGGCACCACUGUAUAUAAACAGAAUAUGGUGGCUGUACUAAACUAAUGGUGGCUGUAUUUCCUUUGGAAUGCAAAAAAUGGAUUAAGAUAUCAUAUGAUUCACCCUCAUCUAGAGUAAAAGUAAAUGCCAUGUUUUCUGCUACUGUAGAGGAGCUAGACAGGGAUGUCCACUUUCACCUUUGUUUUUCAAUAUUUGCAUGGAACCCUUAGCUUGCACUAUUAGACAACAUAGGUACUAUUGAUCUAUGGAGAAAUACAUAAUUCAGUUUAAUACAAAUUGGUUUCAUCUGCAGAUGAUAUUCUUUUGUUUAUUUCUAAAUCCUCAUUUGCUGAUGCAGAUCAUAGGUGCCUUUCCUAAAAUAUCCGGAUACUCCGUUGACUGGUCCAAAUGAAAAUGGAUUCCAAUAAGUGAAAAUUUGGUUACCUAUUCAUUUAAGGAGUAUCAAUUCUGUAUCUGCUCAAAUCCGUUAAAUAUUAUAGAUGGGCCAUCCCUACAGAUCUUAGAAAAAGUCUAUCCUUGUGUUGAUGAGAGAUUUUAAUUUUUUUGCAGCAAAAGUCCAAGCGGAAAUAGAUUCUGUGAUUGGCCAGUCUCGCCAGCCAGCGAUGGAUGACAGGGACAGAAUGCCAUACACCAAUGCAGUUGUUCAUGAAAUUCAAAGAAUAAGCAACAUUAUUCCUUUGAAUGUGCCUCGGUUGACAACAAAGGACACUACACUGGCUGGAUUUCAUAUUCCCAAAGUAAACAUUAAGAAGAUAUACCUUUCUCAUAAGCCUUUCCUCUUCUCUUGAGAUGUGAAAACUUGCUGCCAAAGUUCUAAGUCAGGGAUAGCCAGUGUGCUGCUCCCAAGAUGCUGUUGAACUCCUUCUGCUUGAGCCAGCAUGGCCACUGGGCAGGGUCUGGGGUGUUCUUUGGGCACAUCAAGAUCUGGAGUGGAGGGAAGGGGUUAUGGCUAGAUAGACAUUGGUUCUUUCCAACCCCUGGCAAAAAUGGAUUCCAAGCGCAGUCUGUACCAUUUGUAUGGAUAGCUAGUUACUUUCUAUUCUUUUCGCUUUUUAAAAAAUGACCAUUACUAAUAACCCAAACUGCAACACCUGGCAUCUGGUGUUUCCUAUCCUACUUUGAAUAUACAGUCAUACCUCGGGUUGAAUACGCUUCGAGUUGAGCGUGUUCGAGUUGCGCUCCGUGGCAAGCUGGAAGUAAUGGAGUGCGUUACUUCCGGGUUUCGCCGCUUGCGCAUGCGCAGAUGCUCAAAAUGACGUCACGCGCAUGUGCAGAAGCGGCAAAAAGUGAUAUGUGCGCGUGUGCAGACGUGCCGUCGCUAGUUACGUUUACCUCUAGAUGCGAACAGGGCUCUGGAACGGAUCCCGUUCGUAUCUAGAGGUACCACUGUAUUUUAAAACUGAACCUGUGUUUUUGUGAGAUGCGGUUCAAUGAAUUACUUAAUAAUGCAUAAAAAAUAUCACAUUCAAAACAUUCUUUCUGAGUUGGACUUGGAUCUAGGAGGCUUAGUACUGCAGUAGUUGCACAGAUCAAAACACAAAGAUUUCUUUGCAAGUUUUAUUCUACCACUUUUCUCUGCUUCUUCUUUGGCAGGACACUGUAUUACUUACCAACUUGACCUCACUGCUCUUUGAUGAGGAUGAGUGGGAAACACCCAAUGUGUUUAAUCCUGGUCAUUUCCUAGAGAAUGGUCAGUUCAGAAAAAGGGAAGCGUUCCUGCCAUUCUCUGCAGGUAACAAAUGUUGAUGCGUGGCUUCUUAGAAUUGCAACAGAGACUACAUGAUGAUGGCUUGGUUGUGGGAAGUCUGGUGUAUUACAGGGCUCAGCACCCAAUUGAGGCCAGUGGUCACAUUUGAGAUUAUGAGGAAGUACUGUGGAUGCAAAAUGACUACUAUAGGAGGUGUGAUUUUACACAAAAUGGUGUUGGUAUACUCUUCCCCCUCCCCCCACACCCAGUAAGCAGUGUGGAUUUUUGAGGGAAUAUUUCCAGAGCUUUCUCAGGUGCCCUAAGUGGCACAGGUGCUCCACAAGGCAUUGGGUGUACAGCAGCUGAUGUAUUUUUUCAUAGUUUCCUCAAGGAAGAGAAACCCACUUCCAUCUUGAACUUGAGGAACUGAGCUCUGUUUGCCACACCCUUAGCUAAGAUUAGGGAGAUUCCUAAUAAAAUAUAUUUGAAAUUUACAUCAUAUGCAGUUUUAGAGAAAAAAUAAAUUCAUGUAACUCAAAUAUAUCUAUUCCAAAUUCAGUAAAACCAUGAUCAUAUUUGUUCAGUGUUCCCAUUUGCUUGACUUAUAUGUUUAUUUUGCAACAACAUAAUUACUUUUUAAAUUAUUUGAUCUGCCCAUGUUAUUUAAAUUGUGCCACUCAGUGGAGAGCAAAAGCUCUCCACUGAAACAGUCUUUUUCCUCCUUGUCUUCUAGGAAAGCGAGCCUGUUUGGGAGAGCAGUUGGCGAGGACCGAGCUCUUCAUUUUCUUCACUGCCCUAAUUCAGAAGUUCACUUUCCAGGCUCCAAAGAAUGAGACAUUAAGCCGUGAAUUUAGGAUAGGUUUGACCGUGUCUCCCCUGCCAUACCGGAUAUGUGCAUUCUCUCGCUAA